Messenger RNA from Mollisia scopiformis, 987 nucleotides. RefSeq names its product proteasome component PRE6. Lineage: Eukaryota; Fungi; Ascomycota; Leotiomycetes; Helotiales; Mollisiaceae. The coding region runs from base 50 to 847 and encodes 265 amino acids. The transcript is spliced from 5 exons. Gene Ontology annotation, cellular component: proteasome core complex, alpha-subunit complex; proteasome core complex; nucleus. The record is from RefSeq and is a predicted model, not a curated record. Gene Ontology annotation, biological process: ubiquitin-dependent protein catabolic process.
UAUUCACGAAGCUGCAACUCUACCAUAGUGAUCAAAGAGACCAGUAAAAAUGGCUUCAGGAUAUGAUAGAGCGCUCUCAGUCUUCAGUCCUGAUGGACAUGUGUUCCAGGUUGAAUACGCACUUGAGGCUGUGAAGAGAGGAACAUGUGCGGUUGGAGUAAAGGGCAAAGAUAUUGUCGUAUUGGGCUGCGAGAAGAGAUCUGCCAUGAAGCUGCAAGAUACCCGAAUUACACCUUCGAAGAUUGGUCUCGUCGAUACCCAUGUUUGCCUCGCUUUCGCUGGAUUGAACGCAGAUGCACGAAUCUUAGUCGACAAGGCGAGAUUAGAAGCACAAUCUCAUCGAUUGACUGUUGAGGACCCCGUUACGAUCGAGUACAUCACGAAAUAUGUUGCUGGUGUUCAACAGAGAUAUACACAAAGUGGUGGUGUUAGACCAUUUGGUAUCAGCACAUUGAUCAUUGGAUUUGAUCCCAAUGACAAGACCCCAAAGCUGUACCAAACCGAGCCAUCGGGAAUCUACUCAGCAUGGAAGGCAAAUGCUAUUGGUCGAUCAAGCAAGACAGUCCGAGAAUUCCUCGAGAGAAACCACAAGGAUGAUAUGGAUAGAGAGGCUACGAUCAAGUUGACCAUCAAGUCAUUACUGGAGGUCGUACAAACGGGAGCGAAGAACAUCGAAAUUGCCAUUAUGGCACCAGGGAAGCUGAUCGAGAUGUUGCCAGUUGAGGAUAUCGAGGCGUAUGUCAAGAACAUUGAGCAGGAGAAGGUUGAGGAAGCAGCCAAGAAGAAGACUGGACGACCAGGUACUGGUAACACCUCGAUCUUGGCAACUAGAGCAGCGGAUGAGUAAGGGCAUAUGGACUACUUCGUUGAAUUUGCAUCAUCUCAUAGAGCCUCUGUACAGUAGCAAUGAGUAACGAAAAAGAUAUUUGGCAGCAUGCAUCACUAUCUUCGCAUCUAUUCGUGAGAUCUGGUGUAUGCAUGACCAAU